GUCUUGGAGCUCUGCCUAGCUCCACCGGGACAGCCGCCAGCGAUUGCGUCGACGGGCAGCCUUGGUGGGUGAUGCACACUGAGCGACAAGGCGGGCUGCUUCAUCCAUACAUCGACAACCUGCGAUCCGGCUGCUGCACCGCAAGUCCUUCGACCAACACGCUCUCAGCACAUUCCGCCAAGAUAUAUCGAGCAGUGAAAUCACCUUGACUACGCACUUGAACCCGGGGUGAUCCUGCGCGACCGACCACGCGCGACCGUCCAACAUGUCUCGCCGCUACGAUUCCAGAACAACAAUCUUCUCCCCCGAGGGACGGCUCUAUCAGGUCGAGUAUGCUCUCGAGGCCAUCUCACACGCGGGAACAGCCAUUGGCAUUCUCGCCAAGGAUGGCAUCGUGCUUGCUGCCGAGCGAAAGGUCACUUCCAAGUUGCUAGAGCAGGACACAUCGGCGGAAAAGCUCUAUAUCCUCAACGAUAACAUGAUCUGCGCCGUGGCCGGCAUGACCGCAGAUGCCAACAUCCUCAUCAACUAUGCUCGACAAGCCGCUCAGAAGUACCUAUUGACGUACAACGAAGAUAUCCCCUGCGAACAGCUCGUGAGAAGGCUAUGCGACUUGAAGCAAGGUUACACUCAGCACGGUGGUCUCCGGCCAUUUGGCGUUUCCUUCAUCUACGCUGGCUGGGACCCGCAAAGACAGUUCCAGCUUUACCUGAGCAACCCGUCCGGAAACUACGGCGGCUGGAAGGCGACGAGCGCUGGUGCGAACAAUGCCAGUGCCUCGAGCUUGCUCAAGCAGGAUUACAAGGAGGACUGCACCCUCAAGGAGGCUUGUGGUAUGGCUGUCAAGGUGCUGAGCAAGACAAUGGACGCGACAAAGCUCAGCAGCGAGAAGCUCGAGUUUGCGACAGUCGGUCAGACCAAGGAUGGCAAGAUCUACCACAGACUCUGGAGUGCCGAUGAGAUCACAGCGUUAUUGAAGGAACAUGACCUGGCGAAGGACGAGAGCUCGGAGGACAAGUAGAAGCAUGAAGGAGUGCACGCUGUGUUCUCCAUAUGACGAAAGAUGUACUUGAUGAGAAGCAGCAGCUAAUGUCUGCCACUUUAUUGACGAGCAAGUGGCGGGCUUCAUGUCCCCAAUGCCACGAAAAGGGUGUAUUCCAAUGUUGCGGUCAAUGCUGGUCUAUCCUGUGACCUUUCGUGAUCGCCGCCGUGACUCGUGGGCCUCAGCAUAUCUCGUGUUCUGCUCCAUGCUGGUGACUUCUUCUUUGAUCUUGUACGUACUCUUGGGCAUCAGCUUCUGAAAGGUGGGGGUGGGAUACACCAGAAGUAGCCUCAUCGGCGGGGCAGG
Molecule: messenger RNA, 1348 nt
Organism: Microdochium trichocladiopsis
Lineage: Eukaryota; Fungi; Ascomycota; Sordariomycetes; Xylariales; Microdochiaceae
Product: nucleophile aminohydrolase
Exons: 4
Coding region: 266-1021 (251 amino acids)
Biological process (GO): ubiquitin-dependent protein catabolic process
Cellular component (GO): proteasome core complex, alpha-subunit complex; cytosol; proteasome core complex
Source: RefSeq, a predicted model, not a curated record